AUGGUUCCCGAGACACAGUUCAACGAAUGCACGCGCGAGCUCGCGCGCGUCGAGGCGCAACUGCUCACGGACCCGACGGCCGCGUCCGUCGCCGAGACUAUCGCGCGCUACGCGCAGCUGGUACGACAGCUGUGCGUGUGCGUUGCGCAAUUGCACCGAGGGGUCCGCGUCACGUGGGGCUCGACCCGCGACUUCCACGUGAAUGUCACGUGCGCGCGCCAGCAGAUCGCGAAGGACGGCGAUCACGUGCUCGCGCGUCACGUGGCCGCGCUCGCGCGCCACGCGGACUUUAUCCGUGUGUACGAAGGCCGCUACAAGCAGGCGCAACUGGAAGCGCAUCGCGCGUUCCGCGCGGGGCUCAAGGAGCUGCAACGCGAGCGGUUCGAGGCGUAUGUGGCGGCUGCGCCGGCUGCAGCGGCCGCAGCGGCCGCAAACGGCUCUACGGGGCGCGCGCCCGCGCCGCAGCCCGCGUCCACGCGCGACAAGCUGCUGGCCACCAACCGCAAGAUCACGUCGAACCUCGUGCGCUCCAACCACGUUCUGCAGAGCUCUGUCCUGCAAAGCGAGCUGAACCUGUCCGAGCUUCAGGUGCAGACAGACUCGCUGCACCGGCUGAACGAGCGGUUCGACGCGCUGUCCGGGGUGCUGGACACGUCGUCCAAGAUGAUCCGCGUCAUCCAGCACGCCAGUUCGCGCGAGAAGCGCAACAUCUACGUGAGCCUGGGGUUUCUGGCCGCGUGCGUCGCGUGGGUGCUGUGGCGGCGGGUGUUCAAGGCGCCCGUCAAGUUGGCAUUGUGGCUGUGGUUCCGCUUCUUUCGCGCGGUGCUGGUCGCGCUGGGCGCGGUGCCGGGCGUGACCACCGCCGCAGUGGACACGGUGGGCACCACGCUGGCCCGUGUGGUGGCCCCCACCGUGAGCACCCCGACGGUGUCGCUCGCGUCCGCGGCCUCGCUUGCCCCCGCGGAUCGCGCAGUGGAGAACGCCGUCGACGGCGUGUUCUCGCGCCUGCUCGACGAGCUCUAG
Lachancea fermentati is the source of this 1023-nucleotide messenger RNA. The record is from the annotation of a GenBank genome assembly. Lineage: Eukaryota; Fungi; Ascomycota; Saccharomycetes; Saccharomycetales; Saccharomycetaceae.